AUCAAUGGUUUGCUCAACUCAGAUUAUACGGGGGAUUGCUCACCAUUUAUACCAGUCUCACUGCGUGGAGCCCCGAGCUGAUACUUUAUACGACGACCGCCUCAAAGUGGCCUGACCUUUCCUUCUUCCCUUCCAACAGCAUUCCAUCACCACUAGAUCCAUCAUCCACUGCGACAGAGGGAGCCUGGAGAGAGCGGACAAAACUCCGCCUGGUUAGUCAUGCAGCCCUAAUCGGCAUCCGAGCGGACUUUUGUCCGCUCUCCCUCGUGCGGAGUUGAUAACGAUCGGGGCAAUCUGAAAGGGCAACGCGACGCCAAGAGAUAGCACUUAUCCGUUAUCAGCCUGAGGAACUAAAAAGAGAAGCUUAGAUCCGAAUCAGUGUUAUCUUCAUGCAAGGGUGGGGGAAGGCCAUCCCUAGUAUUUAAGCCCUGCCCCGGACCGAGUGGAUUCCAUUAUCCACGUUCUGUUCAUCACCAUGUCCGAACCCAAAGAUACCAAAGCGGAAGCGCUGAGCACCGACAGCGUCGACAGGAGAGAGGACCUAGCAUCGGGAGAAAUCCGAGACAUAGCAGCUGAGCUGUAUGCCGAAGCCGAUCAGUUAUCACCCGAGGAGUUGGAACGCGAGGGAGCUGAGGUGCGCAAGCUUUUAGACUGGCGUAUCCUGCCUAUUCUCUAUGUGACUUACGUCAUACAAUUUUUGGACAAGCUUUCUCUCAACUAUGCCUCGGCUUAUAGCCUCAUCCCGGAUCUUGGUCUGGAGGGUCAAAGAUAUUCAUGGGUUGCAGCCAUCUUCAAUUUCGGUUAUUUGUUCUGGGCUGUGCCAUCAAAUCUUAUGAUCCAGCGGCUGCCCCUGGCUAAGUACAUGGGAACAGUGCUGCUAAUCUGGGCGGUUCUUAUCGUGGCACACAUCGGAGCGAGGAACUAUGCCGGCAUUCUGGUCUUGCGAUUCCUCCUGGGAAUGGCUGAGGCCGGUGUCAGCCCAUGUAUGAUGAACUUCACAUCAAUGUUCUACAAACGAUCCGAGCAGCCCCUACGCAUGAGCCUAUGGCUCUCCGGAAACGGAAUGGCGACUAUGGUAGGAGCUCUAUUGGGCUUCGGACUCGGCCACUCCCACAACACCAGCCUCAAGAGCUGGCAACUCAUCUUCCUCACCAUCGGCCUCCUGAACUUCGUCACCGGAUGCCUCUUUCUCUGGCUCAUGCCCGACUCGCCCAGCUCCGCCAAAUUCCUCUCCCACCGACAACGCAUCGUCGCCGUCCAGCGCGUCUCCGAGAACAUGAUCGGCGUCAAGACCAAGCAGAUAAAACCCCACCAGGCCCUCGAAAUCCUCUCCGACCUCAAAGUCCUCUGCUGCGCCCUCAUCGGCCUCAGCUGCGGUGUCGUCAACGGCGGCGUCUCCAACUUCUCCUCCUCCCUCAUCAAAGGCUACGGCUUCAGCGGCCUCAACGCCACCCUCCUCCAACUCCCCACCGGCGCCAUCGAAGCCCUCAUCGUCCCCAUCUGCGGCCUCAUCUCCACCUACGUCCGCGACUCCCGCUGCAUCGUCCUCGCAACCGUCUGCCUGAUCCCCUUCGGCGGUCUCCUCGGCAUCCGCUUCACCGACGUCCAACACCGAUGGACCCUCGUCGGCUGCACCUGGCUCCAGUACAUCGUGGGCGCCCCCGUGAUCGUGUCCUGGAAUAUUCUCUCCACCAACGUCGCCGGACACACGAAACGGUCGCUCUCGAACGGGCUCUGGUUCGUCCUCUACGCGGCUGGGAACGUAGCCGGCGCUAAUAUCUUUUUCGAGCGCGAGGCGCCGCGAUACUAUUCGGCUCUGACGGGGCUGCUGAUCUGCUACGCGGGGAUCAUUGUCUUGUCGGGCGUGGCGUACGUGUCGAUGCGGUUUGAGAAUCGUCGGAGGGAUCGUCGUAUGGCGCCGGAGGAGAGUGGGAAUGGGCGCGAUCAAGCGGCGGUGCUGGAUGGGUUUAAGGAUAUGACGGAUAUGGAGUCAAGGAAUUUUCGAUAUGCGCUUUGAUGUGCGUAUAGGUGUUGCAUGCUUAUAAUG
Aspergillus steynii IBT 23096 is the source of this 2047-nucleotide messenger RNA. Its product is annotated as putative MFS allantoate transporter. Lineage: Eukaryota; Fungi; Ascomycota; Eurotiomycetes; Eurotiales; Aspergillaceae. Gene Ontology annotation, molecular function: transmembrane transporter activity. Bases 476 to 2017 code for a protein of 513 amino acids. The record is from RefSeq and is a predicted model, not a curated record. Gene Ontology annotation, cellular component: membrane. The transcript is spliced from 5 exons. Gene Ontology annotation, biological process: transmembrane transport.